Haliotis rubra (blacklip abalone) is the source of this 3996-nucleotide messenger RNA. RefSeq lists its product as uncharacterized. The record is from RefSeq and is a predicted model, not a curated record. Gene Ontology annotation, biological process: DNA integration. The transcript is spliced from 3 exons. Gene Ontology annotation, molecular function: nucleic acid binding. Lineage: Eukaryota; Metazoa; Mollusca; Gastropoda; Lepetellida; Haliotidae. The coding region runs from base 1 to 3996 and encodes 1331 amino acids.
AUGCACGACGAGAGGCCCUUCACAACCACACUCCAAGCAUUGAAGGAGAGAUAUGGACAGCCACGACAGCUUGUUCAGAGUGAAUUAGGAGCCCUUAUGGGAACACCUGUACUGAGGUACGGGGAUCUCGAUGCAUUUGACAGUUUUGCUCUAUCCACCAAAUCACGUGCCAUGCGCAUUGCCAGCCAGGCUGCCACAGUCUACAAGCCGGAGACCCCAAGAGAGCAUCGGAAGCCUCCACCGCCUCGGUUUGGCAAUAGACAACCUAAUCCAACAGCUUUAUUCCUGACCAGGGAGGCCAAGACUUCAUCUAUUUCGUCAGCAGACCAGCCAGCCAAUAGGUUUGACAUCGACAAUGCCUUCACUGCAGACAAUCUAUGCAUGUCAGAGUACACAUAUCCCAUAGAGGAUAUGCAGCAGUGCUGGACUCAUCUGGAAAACCUUCCUCUACCAAAGAUAAAUGGAGCAGUGCCAUGUAUUCUGAUAGGAUCCGACAACUCAAAGCUGAUCUUGCCUAUAGAGCCAGUACGCUUUGGUAAUUCAGAUGCUCCUAGUGGUGUCCACACCAACCUUGGCUGGACUGUCCAAGGUCCGUCGAUGAUGCUAGGGCAGUCGAAGAGGAACACUUGUCUGCUGAACCAGACUCGACCAGCUGAUCUCUCGCCAUCUCACUGUGUGGAGAGACUUUGGCAAUUGGACACUCUUCCCUUUACGAGUAAACAGGUCAUUCGCUCCAAACAGGACAAGAUGGCACUGGAAAUACUAGAUUCUCAGACCACAAGAAUUGAGGUGGAUGGCGUAAGUCACUACGCAACCCCACUCUUACGCUCUCAUGAUGGUACCCGUUUCAAUGCCAGAGUGGAAGCUGUUCUCCCAACUCUGAAGCGUACUGAACGACGACUAAAGGACAAUUCUGAUAUGGCCAGAACGCACAAUGAGGCUAUUCGGAAGCUUGAUGAAUCUGGAUUUGUGAAAAAACUCACUGAUGACGAGAUAAGAGAUUCGAAAGAGUCCUGGUACAUCCCUCACCAUGUGGUUGAACAUAAUGGAAAACAUCGCCUUGUGUUCAAUUGUUCAUUCGAGUUUGAAUCUAAAAAUCUUAACAAUCACUUGUUAGUAGGCCCUACCAUUGGAUCAUCACUUCUAGGAGUGCUUCUCCGGUUCCGACAGCAUGCAGUGGCAGUAACUGCCGACAUCAAAGCUAUGUUCCACCAAAUCAGACUGCUUCCACCUGAUCGACCCUUGCUUCGUUUCCUGUGGCGAGACAUGCAAUGCGAUCGUCCACCAGACGUGUAUGAAUGGCAAGUUCUGCCCUUUGGUACUACCUGCUCCCCCUGCUGUGCAAGCUAUGCACUGUUGAAACAUGCAGCUGAAAACCAGACAGGCAAUGAGGAAGUGUUCAAAUCAGUGAGUGAAUCCUUCUACGUAGAUAACUGUUUGGACAGUUUCGAGAACCAAACUCAGGCAAAGCAGCUUGUCACCAAGAUGCGAAAUGUGCUCACAGACGGUGGAUUCAACAUAAGACAGUGGGCAAGUAAUGUUCCUGAGGUUGUCGCCGAUCUCCCUGCUGAAGCGAGGUCCGAGGCCGCAGACCUGUGGCUCAACUUUGGACAGGGUGAACCUAGAGAACCGACUUUGGGCUUAGGCUGGGACUGUCAGUCAGAUGAACUGACCUACAAACACAGAAAUGUAGACUACCCCAAUUUAACCAUGAGAAUGGUAUACAAAGUGCUAGCAAGCCAAUAUGACCCCAUCGGGUAUCUGUCACCGUUCAUUGGACAAGCCAAGGUCAUAGUACAAGACUUAUGGAAGUCAAAGAGAAACUGGAACGAUUCCAUUGAAAAUGGGCAACUUCGUGACAGGUGGCUUGCUUGGGAAAGUGAGCUGGGACUCAUCCCUCUGAUUACUCUACCAAGGUGUUAUAUUCCUCAAGGGUUUGAUGCAGACGAUUCAACUACACAAUUACACAUCUUCUGUGACGCAUCCGAAAGGUUAUAUGGAUCAGUCGCCUAUUUGCGCUCAGAAGAUCGACAUGGAAGGGUUCAUGUCAGCUUCGUGAUGUCGAGAUCCAAGGUUGCACCGAAGAGACAGUUAACCAUACCACGGCUAGAGCUGUGUGCAGCUCUGACAGGUGCUCAGUUAGCAGACCUGUUGCAGUGUGAAAUAACGCUACCAAUCCAAGCUACUUAUCUAUGGAGUGACUCUACUACUGUGCUCACAUGGUUGCAGUCGGAAUCUUGCAGAUACAAGGUAUUCGUUGGAGCCAGAGUAGCUGAAAUUCAGAACCUCACCGACACACAUUGCUGGAGGUAUGUGAACACACAGCAGAACCCAGCUGAUGAUAUCACUCGAGGCCUGAGUGUCAAAGACCUUGUUGAAGAAUCCAGAUGGAGAAAUGGACCUGCCUUCCUCCGACAGUCAGCAGAUGAAUGGUCUGAAUCUCCAUCAACAGGCAGUGACGAGCCAGCAGAACUUAGGAAAUCUGCCAUGUUGUCAACGAUUGUGACACAGACACCCACUUUGCCUGACCCAACACAGUAUGAAUCAUGGAAAGUAUUCAUCUCUGAUGUAAAUGAAGCCCUUGACGGGGCGGCCCCUAAAGAGGAAACUAAGACACUGACUCCUGAACAUGUUGAGCAAACUGAGAACUAUCUGUACCGCCAAGUACAACAACAGUGCUUCUCAAAGGACUUUGAUUGCCUCAAGUCUGGUAAGCAAUUACCACACGAUAGUCGGCUGAUUCAACUUGAUCCUGAAUACGAUCCAGAACUUGACUUGAUCCGUGUAGGUGGCAGACUCCGCCGAGCUGAAUCCCUGGAUUCGAAUAUCAAGAAUCCCAUAGUUCUUGAUCCAAACCACGAGAUCACCAAACUGGUUAUCAGAGAUCAUGACGAGAAACUCUUGCAUUACGGUCCGGAACAUCUCUUUGCCGAGAUCCGACGCAGAUUCUGGGUCCUCCGUGGCAGAGAGGCCAUACGACGACAUCAACGUAAGUGUGCUACCUUCCGGAAGUGGCGUUCAAACCCUGCAACUCAGAAGAUGGCUGACCUACCACCAGCCCGUCUCCGACUCUUCAAACCAGCCUUUUACUCAACUGGAGUAGACUGUUUUGGCCCGAUGCAGGUGAAGAUAGGACGUCGUUUAGAGAAACGAUGGGGAGUGAUUUUUAAGUGUAUGACUACCCGAGCAGUGCACCUAGACCUCCUUGAGUCUAUGGAUUCAGAUGCUUUCCUCAUGGCGUUCCGCCGCUUUGUAUCCCGAAGGGGUAAACCUCAUGAACUCUUGUCAAACCAGGGCACCAACUUCAAAGGUCCUAAAUCAGAAUUACAGAACGCAUGGUCUGAAAUGGAACCAGAACUACGUCACUACCUUGUCAACCAAAAGGUAGAAUUUGUGUUCAACCCUCCAAGUGCACCCCAUCAUGGAGGCGUGUGGGAGAGGGAGAUCAGAUCAGUCAAACAUGGCCUCAGAGUGUCACUUGGUCAACAGACUGUUACCGAAGCAACCUUGCGCACUGUCUUGUGCGAAGUCGAAGGCAUUCUCAACUCAAAGCCACUUUCCUACGUGUCAUCAGAUGCUAGAGAUUUGGACCCAAUCACACCCAACAUUCUCCUAAUGGGUCGGCAUGACACGUCUUUACCUCAGGUUGUGUAUCCUGCGGACCAACUCCUAAGCCGGAAGAGAUGGAGGCACAGCCAGGUCCUAGCGGACCACUUCUGGACCCACUUCAUAAAAUCCUAUCUGCCCGACAUGCAGCUACGGAGCAAAUGGCAGAAACCAAGAGUCAACAUCAAGGAAGGAGAUGUCGUCAUGAUUGUUGACAAUCAGUCAAUCCGUGCCCAGUGGCCAGUGGGACGUGUGACCCAAACUCACCCAGGACAAGAUGGUCAUGUUCGGACGGCCACAGUAACUGUUAAGAACAAGGACUAUACGAGGGCUGUGGCCAAACUCGUCCCUCUGCCAGAAUGUCCAGUGGACCCAAAUGACCCUCGUUAA